AAUUCUCAAGUAGAAGAAAUUAUUGCCAAAAUUAACAUUACUCAAGAUGAUCAUGGGAGUUUAAAUCAUGAAAAUAAUUUACUUUUAUAUCGUUUCAUCCUGGAGAAAGGACAGUCGAUUAUCGUCAACUUUUCAUCUCCCCUGAACCCAAAAUUAAAGAUAAUACUUGCUCAGAACGAAUUACCUUCUGUAGAAGAUUUUAGCAAAAAAGGGGUGAUUGUUCCUGAAUCUAAUAAAAAUGGAGUAAAAGUUGUGACAACUCAUGAAACAGCUGAAGACAAUCAUGCAUGGUUCUUUGUUGCUAUUCUACCA
Molecule: messenger RNA, 312 nt
Organism: Gryllus bimaculatus (two-spotted cricket)
Lineage: Eukaryota; Metazoa; Arthropoda; Insecta; Orthoptera; Gryllidae
Source: the annotation of a GenBank genome assembly